Messenger RNA from Drosophila sechellia, 935 nucleotides. RefSeq names its product Mucin 18B (gene Muc18B). Lineage: Eukaryota; Metazoa; Arthropoda; Insecta; Diptera; Drosophilidae. Gene Ontology annotation, molecular function: chitin binding. Gene Ontology annotation, biological process: extracellular matrix organization. The record is from RefSeq and is a predicted model, not a curated record. The transcript has a single exon. The coding region runs from base 50 to 835 and encodes 261 amino acids. Gene Ontology annotation, cellular component: extracellular matrix; extracellular region.
GCCAGUUAGUCCGUCGAACCAAGUGCCGAAAAGCGAAACCCCAAACGAAAUGUUCAAGCUAACGAUGCUGAUGGGCCUGGCCCUCAUGCUGGCCCCUUCAGCGAUCCAGGCCAAGUCCCUGUGCCGCAGCAGCGGCUACUUCGCCCUAGUGGAAAACACACCCGACUUCUAUGCCUGCCAGUCCACCGCCUACGGUGGCUACUCCAUGCGCUUCCUGCGCUGCCCCGCUGGUCUGGUCUUCAGCUCCUCGAUGGCCCAGUGCGUCCAGUCCAUUGAUGCUUUCGAGGCUCGUGAUGGCAGCAACAUCGAGAACCCCACCAUUCCGCCGAGCAACCUGGAUGAGAGCACCACCGAGAAACCAGCCACUGAGGCACCUGGCACCACUGAGAAACCAGAAACUGAGGCACCUGAAACCACUGAGAAACCAGUUACGGAGGCUCCUGGAACCACUGAAAAGCCCGCCACCGAUGCUCCCGGCUCCACGCAAAAACCAACCACGGAUGCACCUGGAACCACAGAGAAUCCAGAAACUACUGAUGCUCCCACUACCGACGAGCCGUCGACCGCUGAGACCAGUACCGAUGAGCCCAACACCGAGACCACUGCAAGCGGCGACGAGACGACCACCAGCGACGGCGGGGUAACCACCCCCGAGGACAAUGUGUGCGCCACCACCGGACUGUUCCCGACGGGCAGCUGCACGCAGUUCAUCGUCUGCAGCUACGCCGACGGGGACGAGCUGAAGGCCUACACGAAGAAGUGUCCCGGCGAGAUGCAGUUCGAUCCCUUCAACAGCGUUUGCUCCGCGUAUUACGACUGCACCGCAAGAAACUAAGUUUGGGAUGCCAGAGGGAAUCGAGAAUGGACGACGGUGUGUCCAUUGAGUCGGCUGCAAACGAAGCGGAGUAAUAAAAGCAGUCCAAACCCAAAUUUAA